AUGCUGAAGGAAAAGCUUAAUCUGAUGGAGUCGCUGAAAGUAAUAGCUAAAUUGAGUGAGCCUACUGAAUGGGUUAAUUCACUGGUAGUUGUGCACAAACCAAGUGGCCAACUGAGAGUGUGCAUGGAUCCUAAAAAUCUAAUUAAGGCUAUCCAACGUGAGCACCAUAAGCAACCAACAAGGGAUGAAAUAUCGCCGAGGUUCAGUGGAAGCAGAUAUUUCUCCAAAUUAGACUGUCGAAGUGGAUAUUGGCAACUAGAACUUGAUGAAGCCAGCUCGAAACUGUGCACAUUUAACACUCCAUUUGGGCAAUAUCGCUACUUGAGACUACCAUUUGGUGUAUCAUGUGCAAGUGAAAUCUUUCAAAAGAAAAUGAAAGAACUAUUCGAAAAUAUAGAUGGAGACACAGUGCACCAGAUAGCUUGCGAAGGAAGUCCGAGUAUACAGAUAUCUACCAUUGAAAAGCACAACAAGACGUUGGACCACGAGAACGGCAGGAUUCCUAGGAAACAUGGUCUGGAAUUAAAUUGUGAAAAGUGCUUGCUCGGAGUGAAUGAGAUUACGUUCAUAGGAGACACUUACACAGAUAAGGGAUUGAAGCCUGCUCAGAAGAAGAUAAAGGCAAUCACUAAGCUAGAGCGUCCAGAAAACCGUACUGGCUUGUAA
Molecule: messenger RNA, 666 nt
Organism: Priapulus caudatus
Lineage: Eukaryota; Metazoa; Priapulida; Priapulimorpha; Priapulimorphida; Priapulidae
Exons: 3
Coding region: 1-666 (221 amino acids)
Source: RefSeq, a predicted model, not a curated record